UUGGCCUUGUAGGUGAUUUCUGAUUUCGACAUGACUUUGAGCAGGUUUGCAUAUAACGGAAAGCGGUGCCCGUCUUCUCACAAUAUUCUGGAUAACAGCAAGAUCGUCACUGAGGAGUGUCGAAAAGAGCUCACGGCGCUCUUUCACCACUAUUAUGCAAUUGAGAUCGACCCACACCGCACCAUCAAAGAGAAGUUGCCUCAUAUGGUGGACUGGUGGACCAAAGCACACAAUCUCCUGUGUCAGCAGAAGAUUCAGAAGUUUCACAUAGCCCAGGUGGUUAGAGAGUCCAAUGCAAUGCUCAGGGAGGGAUACAAGACGUUCUUCAGCACCCUCUACCGUAACAACAUCCCUCUCUUCAUCUUUUCUGCGGGCAUCGGUGAUAUCUUGGAAGAAAUUAUCCGGCAGAUGAAAGUGUUCUACCCCAACAUCCACAUUGUGUCCAACUACAUGGAUUUUAAUGAAGAUGGUUUCCUACAGGGAUUCAAGGGCCAGCUCAUACACACGUACAAUAAGAACAGCUCCAUGUGUGAGAACUCUAGCUAUUUCCAGCAGCUCCAGGGCAGAACCAACGUCCUCCUGCUUGGAGACUCCAUGGGGGAUCUCACUAUGGCUGAAGGAGUUCCCGGUGUGCAGAACAUUCUCAAGAUUGGCUUCCUAAAUGACAAGGUGGAGGAGCAGCGGGCACGCUACAUGGACGCCUAUGACAUUGUGCUGGAGAAGGAUGAGACCCUGGAUGUGGUCAAUGGCCUGCUGCAGCACAUCCUGCGCCCGGGGGACCAGGAGGACCGGGUGGAGCUGCAGGGAUCCUGAGGGUGCAGGCCGCUCAGUGCCAACACAGAGGCAAGUCCAGGGCGGCG
Molecule: messenger RNA, 860 nt
Organism: Galeopterus variegatus (Sunda flying lemur)
Lineage: Eukaryota; Metazoa; Chordata; Mammalia; Dermoptera; Cynocephalidae
Gene: NT5C3B
Product: 5'-nucleotidase, cytosolic IIIB
Exons: 7
Coding region: 31-813 (260 amino acids)
Cellular component (GO): cytoplasm
Molecular function (GO): 5'-nucleotidase activity; magnesium ion binding
Source: RefSeq, a predicted model, not a curated record